Megalobrama amblycephala (Wuchang bream) is the source of this 6874-nucleotide messenger RNA. Its product is annotated as scavenger receptor cysteine-rich type 1 protein M130-like. The record is from RefSeq and is a predicted model, not a curated record. The transcript has 32 exons. The coding region runs from base 195 to 6014 and encodes 1939 amino acids. Lineage: Eukaryota; Metazoa; Chordata; Actinopteri; Cypriniformes; Xenocyprididae. Gene Ontology annotation, cellular component: membrane.
CUACUUCAGGUGUCAGGCUAAUUGGAAAGUCCAGUUGCUCUGGGAGGUUGGAGAUACUUCAUAAUCAGACGUGGGUUUCAGUGUGUGCUGCUGCCUUUGACCAGCAGGAUGCAGAGGUUGUGUGUAGAGAGCUGGACUGUGGGGCUCCUGUACAGGUGCUGGGAGAAGAUGCUUUUGGAAAAGGAGAAGCUCAGAUGUGGACACAAGAGAUUCAGUGCAGAGGAAAUGAGGCUCAGAUUCACCUCUGUCCAACAUCACCAUCACACAAACAAAACUGUUCAUAUGAUAAUGACCAGGGGCUGCUGUGUGCUGAUAAAAAUAAUGUGAGGUUGGUUGGUGGAAACAGUCGCUGUGCUGGUAGAGUGGAGGUUCAUCAUAGAGGUCAGUGGGGAACAGUGUGUCAUGAUUUCUGGGAUAUGACUGAUGCUGCAGUGGUGUGUAGAGAGCUGGACUGUGGAGAACCUGUAGAUGCUUUGGGUGAUGCUCAUUUUAGACCAGGAUCAGGACCAAUCUGGAUGACUGUUGUGUUAUGUACUGGAUCAGAGACUACACUGAAGAACUGUGGGUCAUCUGGAUGGAGCAUACAUGACUGUACUCACAAUCAUGAUGCCAGUGUCAUCUGUUCAGGUCAUAAACCAUCCAGACUGGUUAGUGGUUGUCACCUCUGCUCUGGGAGGUUAGAGAUACUUGAUAAUCAGACGUGGGUUUCAGUGUGUGCUGCUGCCUUUGACCAGCAGGAUGCAGAGGUUGUGUGUAGAGAGCUGGACUGUGGGGCUCCUGUACAGGUGCUGGGAGAAGAUGCUUUUGGCAAAGGAGACGCUCAGAUGUGGACACAAGAGAUUCAGUGCAGAGGAAAUGAGUCUCAAAUUUCAUUUUGCUUAAUAUCAUCACACAAAUACAACUGCACCAGUGACAAUAUUGUGGGACUGAUCUGUUCAGGUUACACUGAUGUCAGACUGGUAAACAGUUCAGACUCUUGUUCUGGAAGAGUGGAGCUUCGGUUCCUCAAUGAUUGGGGCACAGUGUGUGAUGCAUGCUGGGAUAUGAGAGCUGCCAGUGUCAUCUGUAGACAGUUGAAUUGUGGGAUUGCUGUGUCUGUUGUGGGAUCAGACUGGUUUGGAGAGGGAAGUGGUGAAAUCUGGGCUGAUGUGUUUGAUUGUGACGGGAAUGAAACAAAACUCUCAGAAUGUUCCAUCUCUUCAUGGAGUCGAGCUGAAUGUUCUCAUAGACGAGAUGUUGGAGUCAUCUGCUCUAAUUCCUCUCUGGCUGUUCAUGAUGGUCUGGUGCGGUUGUCUAGAGAGAGACAGUGUGAGGGGGAGGUGGAAGUUUCCAUCCAUCAGGUCUGGAGGAGAGUUCUGCUGGACUCCUGGAGUCUCUCUGAAUCCUCUGUGGUCUGCAGACAGCUGGGCUGUGGCUCUGUGCUGAACUUCUCCGGCUCCUCUUCAUCCAGUCCUGAACACAGUCAUGAGUGUGUGACGGGCUUCCAGUGCUCUGGGAGUGAAGCUCAUCUGGGGAACUGCAGCUCUCCACAAACUCUCAACUGCAGCUCCACACAACAGCUGUCAAUCACCUGCCUUGGUCGCGGGUCCAUCAGGCUGGUGGGUUCUGGGGGAGACUGUGCAGGGAGGCUGGAGGUUUUUCACAGCGGCUCAUGGGGGACAGUGUGUGAUGACUCCUGGGAUAUUAAAGAUGCCCAUGUGGUGUGCAGACAGCUGCAGUGUGGAGUGGCCCUCAGUAACCAGCAGGUACCAGCCUGGUUUGGUCCUGGUUCUGGACCCAUAUGGCUGGAUGAGGUGGAGUGUGAGGGGAAUGAGACGUCCCUGUGGAGCUGCUCUUUUCCAGGCUGGGGAAAACAUGACUGUCAACACAAGGAGGAUGUAGGAGUCGUGUGCUCAGAGUUUAAAGAGAUCAGGUUAACCGAGGGCUGUGAGGGAAAUGUGGAGGUUUUCUACAAUGGAUCCUGGGGUAAUGUGUGCUGGAACCAGAUGGACAGAGACACAGCAAGUCUGAUCUGUCAGGAACUGAACUGUGGAAAAUCUGGCAAUGAACCCAAUUAUUCAGAGGGACUGAAGUCUCAUUAUUGGCUGGAUUAUUUUAAAUGUCGACGUCAUGAUUCCACUCUAUGGAAGUGUCCAUCUUCACCCUGGGGACUGAAUGACUGUAAGGAAGAUGAAGUGGCCAAGAUCACCUGCUCAAAGAAUCAGGCUCUUGAGUCACCUCAGAGAGGCUCUUGUUUUACCUCACCAUCUCCUCACCAGAGACAGUGUUCAAAUCAUGUUCCUCUCAGACUGAGUGGAGGGGAGGGCCGGUGCUCUGGGAGGCUGGAGGUGUAUCAUAACGCUGUGUGGGGCUCAGUCUGUGAUGAUCUGUGGGACAUCAGCGAUGCUCAGGUGGUCUGCAGACAGCUGGGUUGUGGAGCAGCACUGAGGGCUGAUGGGAAUUCAGUCUUUGGUGCUGGUGAAGGUGUUGUGUGGCUGAACAGAGUCGAGUGCAGAGGGAAUGAGAUUCACCUGUGGGACUGUCCUCUCUCCCUGAAGAACCACACUGACUGCUCCAACAAAGAGCACGCUGGACUCACCUGUGCAGAUUUGUCAGUGUCCACUACUCCUGCCACAUCAUCAUCAUCUUCUCCUGCAGUUUCUCAGACAGUGAGCUCAACAUCAGUCUCUCGUCCACAAACUCCUCCGUCUCUCUCUGUGCUUGUGAUUGUACUGGGAGUUGUGCUCUUACUGCUCUUAGUGCCACUGCUUAUACUGAUUCAGCAGAACAGAGUGAUGAGGAGAGCUCUCUCUAAGAGGAGACACAGGAGCACGACUGAGGCCGUUUAUGAAGAGCUUCACAGACCCACUCAUAGACACAGUUUCUUCACUCAGAGGGGAAGUGUCCUUUCUGAAGAACAGCAUUCUGAGUAUGAAGAUGCUGAUGAGCUUCUCUCAGAAGAGCAGCAAGUCACACCUGAGAAUUAUGAUGAUGUAAUCACUGUUGGACUGAGACCUCAUGAUACAGAAAACUAUGAUGAUGUCAUCUUUGUACAACAAUUCUCCAAUGAUAAAGCAGAUGGUGUUCAGGAGGAUUAUGAUGAUGUGAAGAAUGCCAGGGAGUAUAUGAGUGACAUGUUUGACUAUGAUGAUGUGGGGGAGGAGCCAGGGAAACAGGGAGGGACUGUGUCAGACUUUAGCGCUCUGGGUGACUUUGUCAGCACUUUAUCAUGUGCGUGUCUCCUCAGUAAAGUGUCUCUUUCAGAGCAGAGGAAGAUGAAGAACUGUCUGGUAAUCCUACUGAUGUCCACAGUCGUCACACUCACCAGUGCAGGCAAUGUGAGGUUGGUUGGUGGUAACAGUCCUUGUGCUGGUAGAGUGGAGGUUCUUCAUGAUGGUCAGUGGGGAACAGUGUGUGAUGAUGGCUGGGAUAUGAAUGAUGCUGCAGUGGUGUGUAGAGAGAUGAACUGUGGUAGAGCAUUACGUGCAGUUGGUGAUGCUCACUUUGAACAAGGAUCUGGACCAAUAUGGAUGGAUGAAGUGAAGUGUACUGGAUCAGAGUCUACAUUGGAGAAGUGUAAAUUAAAACGAUGGGGUGAAAAUAACUGUGGUCAUCAUGAAGAUGCUGGAGUCAUUUGCAUAGGUCGCCUCCCCAGACUCAUUAAUGGAUCUCAUCUUUGCACUGGGAGAUUAGAGAUACGUCAAAUAAAGACGUGGUUUUCAGUGUGUGACGCUGCCUUUGACCAGCAGGAUGCAGAGGUUGUGUGUAGAGAGCUGGACUGUGGGUCUCCUGGACAGGUGCUGGGAGAAGAUGCUUUUGGAAAAGGAGACACUCAGAUGUGGACACAAGAGAUUCAGUGCAGAGGAAAUGAAUCAUACUUUGCAUUCUGUCCUACGUCUACAUCUUCAAAUGCAUACUGUUCCCAUGCUGUAGGAGUAAUAUGCUCUGGUUACACUGAUCUCAGACUGGUAAACGGCUCAGACUCUUGUUCUGGAAGAGUGGAGCUUCAGUUCCUCAAUAAGUGGGGCACAUUGUGUGAUGUAUGCUGGGAUAUGAGAGCUGCCAGUGUCCUCUGUAGACAGCUGAAUUGUGGGAUUGCUGUGACUGUUGUGGGAUCAGACUGGUUUGGAGAGGGAAGUGGUGAAAUCUGGGCUGAUGUGUUUGAUUGUGACGGGAAUGAAACAAAACUCUCAGAAUGUUCCAUCUCUUCAUGGAGUCGAGCUGAAUGUUCUCAUAGACGAGAUGUUGGAGUCAUCUGCUCUAGUUCCUCUCUGGCUGUUCAUAAUGGUCUGGUGCGGUUGUCUGGAGAGAGACAGUGUGAGGGGGAGGUGGAAGUUUCUAUCCAUCAGGUCUGGAGGAGAGUUCUGCUGGACUCCUGGAGUCUCACUGAAUCCUCUGUGGUCUGCAGACAGCUGGGCUGUGGCUCUGUGCUGAACUUCUCCGGCUCCUUUUCAUCCAGUCCUGAACACAGUCAUGAGUGUGUGACGGGCUUCCAGUGCUCUGGGAGUGAAGCUCAUCUGGGGAACUGCAGCUCUCCACAAAAUCUCAACUGCAGCUCCACACAACAGCUGUCAAUCACCUGCCUUGGUCACGGGUCCAUCAGGCUGGUGGGUUCUGGGGGAGACUGUGCAGGGAGGCUGGAGGUUUUUCACAGCGGCUCAUGGGGGACAGUGUGUGAUGACUCCUGGGAUAUUAAAGAUGCCCAUGUGGUGUGCAGACAGCUGCAGUGUGGAGUGGCCCUCAGUAACCAGCAGGUACCAGCCUGGUUUGGUCCUGGUUCUGGACCCAUAUGGCUGGAUGAGGUGGAGUGUGAGGGGAAUGAGACGUCCCUGUGGAGCUGCUCUUCUCCAGGCUGGGGAAAACAUGACUGUCAACACAAGGACGAUGUAGGAGUCGUGUGCUCAGAGUUUAAAGAGAUCAGGUUAACUGAGGGCUGUGAAGGGAAUGUGGAGGUUUUCUACAAUGGAUCCUGGGGAAAUGUGUGUUACAAUCAGAUGGACAGAGAAACAGCAAGUCUGAUCUGCCAAGAGCUGAACUGUGGAAGAUCUGCCAGUGAACCCAGUAGUUCAGUGGGCCUGAGAUCUGCUCCUAAUUGGUUAGAUCAUCUUAAAUGUCGAAAACAUGAUCAAACAUUGUGGCAGUGUCCAUCUUUACCCUGGGGACUGAACAACUGUUAUGAUAAUGAGGUGGCUAAUAUCACUUGCUUUGAUAAACAGAGUUUUGAUUCGCCACUGAGUAAUCUGACAUGUUCAGCAUCUCCUCACCAGAGACAGUGUUCAAAUCAUGUUCCUCUCAGACUGAGUGGAGGGGAGGGCCGGUGCUCUGGGAGGCUGGAGGUGUAUCAUAACGCUGUGUGGGGCUCAGUCUGUGAUGAUCUGUGGGACAUCAGCGAUGCUCAGGUGGUCUGCAGACAGCUGGGUUGUGGAGCAGCACUGAGGGCUGAUGGGAAUUCAGUCUUUGGUGCUGGUGAAGGUGUUGUGUGGCUGAACAGAGUCGAGUGCAGAGGGAAUGAGAUUCACCUGUGGGACUGUCCUCUCUCCCUGAAGAACCACACUGACUGCUCCAACAAAGAUCACGCUGGACUCACCUGUGCAGAUUUGUCAGUGUCCACUACUCCUGCCACAACAACAUCAUCUUCUCCUCCAGUUUCUCAAACAGUGAGCUCAAAAUCAACAUCAGUCACUUAUCCUCAAACUCCUCCAGCAGCGUCUUUCUCCGUGCUUGUGAUUGUACUGGGAGUUGUGCUCUUACUGCUCUUAGUGCCACUGCUUAUACUGAUUCAGCAGAACAGAGUGAUGAGGAGAGCUCUCUCUAAGAAGACUGAGGCUGUUUAUGAGGAGAUCCAUUACAGGCCCACUAAUCGACAACAUCUCUUUAAUCGGAGGGCAGACAAAAUGGAUAAAGAGGCUCCAGAGGAGUAUGAUGUCAUCACUGAUAUACACGAUUAUCGCACGAAUGAGACCUAUGAUGACGCCACAACCAUGAGAGAAGAACAUGGGGAAGAGGAGCCAAAUGAACAGGAAGAGAGUGUGUGAACUGUUACUGCUUCUACUGUUUCUCUUUAUAAUGAUUUUAUUAUUAUUAUUAUUUGUUUCCUGAUGCUUUUUAUAUCACGUAAUAAUCAACAUGUUUUUUUUUUAUUUAUUUAUUUUUUUUUUUUUUCCUAAACCUUUUCAUACAACUAAGGUUUUUUCCUAAACCUUUCAAGAAUGUAGAAGACUCCUUGUCUCCUUGUUCUUAUGUCAUGCCUCAUUAUUUUAAUUAGGUUUGUCAAAUAUUAUUUUAGUAAUUUUGUCAUAUUUUGAGCACUAGUGGCUAGGGGUUCGGUUCAUUCCUCCCGGAAGCCGCUUCCACUGGUGCUGAAUUGUACCAGUCGCUGUCCAUGGUGCUGGACGAGUGUCCGCUCUGCAGUUGUCGUGGACAUAAGUGACCAAUCAGACGAAACAAAAAUAAACAACCAACCAGAGAAUAUAUUUAGCCUUAUGUGGCAUAAAUAGAUUCCAAAUAACUGCCAUCAUUAAAAUGGUUUAUUUCAUUUAAUAACAAUAUGUGGUAUAGUGCCCCGAUUGACAAUAGCCUAAUAUCGGCUCUGUAAUUGACCCUCCGCUCCGUCCCCCAUAGUUACUGUUGCUUUGUCCGGCAAGCCAUGGCAGGUUACUUUUGAUAUUAAACAAAGUCCCAGCUUUCAAAUUGUGUAUUUUUUUUUCGAAGAAAUUCGAAGAAUAAAGCCCGUUUUGUGGCUCUUUAAUGUGUUGUGACAGACUGCUGUAAUGCCUCAGAUCAAGCGGCUCGUGAACCGAUCUCUUCCUAAUUUAUAUCAUCAAAUAAACAUGAAUGAACAUGAGAAGGAAUGUUGUUUAAAACGCUGAAAGACGUAAAUACACAUUUUUCAAGU